Molecule: messenger RNA, 1068 nt
Organism: Trichophyton benhamiae CBS 112371
Lineage: Eukaryota; Fungi; Ascomycota; Eurotiomycetes; Onygenales; Arthrodermataceae
Exons: 2
Coding region: 1-1068 (355 amino acids)
Source: RefSeq, a predicted model, not a curated record
AUGGUCGGUUCUAGAAAAGCGUCGCAAUUGCAGUACCCUUACCCGCACUCCCAGCGGUACUCUGUUCCAUUGGCAUUUAGAAAACCACAACAAAGUACAGGAGAGGAAGCUAGCUCUUCUUCACUACCAGGUAUACACUGUUGUCUUUAUUGCUUUGAUAUAAUAUUUACUUAUGCCAUUAUAGGAAAAAAAUCGUCCGCUUGUUGCUCAUAUGCCAGGCCCCAGCUAGACAAAGAGCCCGAUAGCGUGGAGAUGGUAUCCCUUGAGAUAGGAGAUGAGCAGAAGGUCAAGGCCUACUAUGAAUCCGCCCUUGCAGCCUUCCAGCACAACAACUGUCUCCACAUAGCAAAGUCAUACGCCAAACUGAUGGACCCGCGCAAUGAAAUCAAUCACUCACACGACGAAGACGAGAAGGGGCCUCCAACGGAGGCCACUCCCGGCUGGUGGCCAGAAAACCUCAUCUGCCGUGAACUCAAUUACCAGAUGGAGUCGGAAUGUAUACGCCUCCUUAUCCACAUCUUCCGCGACCUUGGAGAUACACACGGUAUCACUACAGAUAAGCUAGAAGAAGCGGGCCGUGGUGUACGCAGACACAUAAAGCCUCGUAAAAGACUUGUUAUUUUGGAUGAGAUUUACAAGGUCCGGAGGGCAGAGGAGUGCUACAAGAAGGGUGAAAUAGUAACUUAUUAUACACACCUUUUUAAUUUAUCAAGUGAAGCAACCAUUAUACCGAAGAUUGUGAACAGACAUAAUGCUGGUGGCAUGAUUAUUGUUGUGGAAGUUGUUGUUGACCAGUUCAAGCUUGAGAAAUGCGAGGGAGGGAUGAACCGGAGAAUUCUAGCUUCUCAGCGCAUCUCACACCUACGGUACGAUGAUCCGGCCAUUACAUCUAUACCCUAUUAUCAUCACUCGAAUCAUGAUAUUUCCUUCUCACUACUUUGGACGGCAAAAAAAAUAUGUACAUCACACCAGCUUAUGCACUCUUUCUUACAAUAUGUUGACGCCCGAUCAUCUCGUUCACCCCUACAUAAAACACGGUUCAAGUUGAUUUUCAGCUUCUUCAACUAA